Oreochromis aureus is the source of this 3441-nucleotide messenger RNA. It is a transcript of the gene bmp16, whose product is annotated as bone morphogenetic protein 16. The coding region runs from base 529 to 1944 and encodes 471 amino acids. Gene Ontology annotation, biological process: SMAD protein signal transduction; BMP signaling pathway. Gene Ontology annotation, molecular function: cytokine activity; growth factor activity. The record is from RefSeq and is a predicted model, not a curated record. The transcript has 3 exons. Gene Ontology annotation, cellular component: extracellular region. Lineage: Eukaryota; Metazoa; Chordata; Actinopteri; Cichliformes; Cichlidae.
AGGAACAGAGUGGAGAGGAAAGGAGAGAGACAUAGUAAGGUUUAGGAACAAGAAGGAGUUGUUGCCUGUGAUACAGUACAGACAGACAGACAGACAGACAGACAUUUAUUGUCUUCUUGCAACUUCUAGCAGCGGUACCAGUCUGUCUUACACAACUAAGGGUGGAAGUGCAGGCGACAGAGAAAAGGGAGUUGCCUACUAGCAGAGGUCAGGCAGGCAGAGGGGAAGCUAGUGGAUGUUUUUUAAGAGUUUGCUUAUCUGACACUGACAACAGGAUGAGGAGCUGAGUGAGGGAGUAGAGAGGAAGAGAAGCAUGGAGCAAGCGACUUUACCUACAGUACAUUUGCAUAGGAGACAUAGGAGAGACAUGCACUGGCUUCUCUGAGAGAGGUAAAGAGACAGAGGUAAACAGUCCACUUUGUCCAUUCUGUCCAAAGGAGCGGGAGCGAGAGCCGAGGGAUCGUAACACUGGAGCUCAAGGAUAAACCAUGGACUCUGCAUACAUCCCACUACACCUGGACGUCCACCAUGUUCCCUCCUAACCUCCUGCUCCUCAUGGUCCUGCUGCUACCUCAUGCCUCGUCUGGUCGCCAGGGUGGAGACACCAGCGAGAUCGAUCAUGGCAGGGUGCACCCCACACCUUCCGCUUUGUCACCAUCACUCCGGGAUCCCGGUCUGGCUCAGACCAUCCAGAGUCUCCUUUUGAGCCGACUGGGGCUGCAGUCUCAGCCUGACCCAAGGCCUGGAGUGCCGGUGCCACGGUACCUCCUGGAUCUUUACCACUUCCACCAGCAGCAGUACCAUCUAGUAGAGGACCCUUCAUUUAGUUUCCCCAGUCAGCACAUCCAGGAGGCCAACACUAUACGCAGCUUCCACCACAAUGAGCCCCUUGGAGACAGUCUUGGUGCAGAGGAUCAUACCAGAGUGCACAUUUCCUUCAAUAUCUCUUCCAUCCCUCAAGAUGAGAGUGUGCUCUCUGCUGAGCUCCGCCUCCGUCGCAGUGACGGAGCAUCUCUGGGUCCUGGACCCCACAGACUAAACCUAUUCCUCUCUGAGCACCAUGAGGACCCUGAGCCCACUCUGCUGGAAACAAGGUUACUCACCAAUGGCCUCCGUAGUUAUAAAACAAGUGGUUUCUGGGAGGCUUUUAGUCUUAGCGCAGAACUCCUACAUGAGGCCCAUGCUGGGACUGGCAGCCUAGGAUUCCUCCUGGAGGUCAGACCUGAAAACACCACCUCACUUCCUGAGCAGAACCUCUCUUCUGCUGCAAGUGAGGGGACGGAGAAAUCAAAAGAGGCACACCUGAGGGUGUGCAGAUCUGUGGGACAAGACGAUCACAGCUGGGCCCAAGAGAGACCCCUCUUGGUUACUUACAGUCAUGAUGGUCGUGGACAGCCUUUAGUCAAACAUGGUAGAAGAAACCCUGGUAAUGGCCAGAGGAGAAAAGGAGCAAAGGCAAGGGUCAAGAAUAAAAACAAGGGUCUCAAUAGAAACCAAAUCUGGGGAAGGGACAAAAGAAUGGGGUAUACUGUGCCGAGCUGGGCGGAUGACAAAGGAGGAAUCAGUUGGAGCGAACGUGGCAGGGUGAAAAGAAACGGCGGUCGUUCUGCAAAACUGAAACGCCUUUCCCGCAAUAGAUGCCGCCGCCAUCCACUUUACGUAGAUUUCAAUGACGUGGGCUGGGAAAAGUGGAUCAUUGCACCCAGUGGCUACGACGCCUUCUUCUGCCUGGGUGAGUGUCGCUUUCCUUUGGCUGACCAUAUGAACUCCUCAAGCCACGCCAUGGUGCAAACUCUGGUAAACUCUGUGAAUGGAGCAGUGCCCCGGGCCUGCUGCGUCCCAACCUCUCUCAGUCCCAUCGCCCUGCUCUACCUGGACUCUCAAGACCGAGUUGUGCUGAAAAAUUAUCAGGACAUGGUUGUGGAGGGCUGCGGCUGUCGGUAGUGAGCUAGAGAACUCGGACCGAGUGACAAACUCACGUGGUCGGUGGGAAAAAAGAAGCAACAGAAGCAUGAAAAUGCAGAUGAGAGAAGGCAAGAAGAGACUCUAGAAGCCAACUAAUUUUAGACUGAGUGACAGAGACAAAUGUAGCAACAUACCAAGGAUGAGUGAGAGAUUGGGAAAGGGAUGAAAGAGAAACAGACAGACCCUUAUACAUAUAUAUAUAUAUAUAUAUAUAUAUAUAUAUAUAUAUAUAUAUAUAUAUAUAUAUAUAUAUAUAUAUAUAUAUAUAUAUAUAUAUAUAUAUAUAUAUAUAUAUAUAUAUAUAUAUAUAUAUAUAUAUAUAUAUAAUUAACAAGUAAUUAGAAAACAGGAGAGGAACAAGUGUUAUCAGAAAUAUGGUCAAACUGCCCUGUCGUUUAAUUUCUGCCAUUUAGCUACAAUGCAACAGUGCACAUCAUCAACCGACUGGUUGCUAUUACAGCAGAAGUGUAUAUUCAUGUUUGCUACACAUCUAGCUUUGACAAAGACGGUCUGACAGGCACAUGCAUAUGUGCUUAGCUUUUUUUAGAGCAGGGUUUACACAGUUCUUUACUGUUCUGAUGGACUUACUGAUGAUCGGCAGCAUUAGCAAUUUGACGAUGGCACCAGUGUGGCAUCCAGACUUUGAGACGGCGUUGUUUCUGCAGUAUUUGAACUGGGAAGAAGGGUUCAUAUGUUUUUAUGAAAGGUAAUAAAAUAAUACACCCCUUCACAAACACUCCUUCAUCAAGCUAUUUAAAAACCACAACAAUAAUGCUGAGGAACUAUUAUGCUAUUAUUUGAAUGUACUAUUAACAUUAUUAUUUAAAUAAAAGAGACUUUUUUUUGUAAAUUUAUUUUGCAGACUGAGGAAAUCCAGUGAUAGUUGUCUUGUGAUUAUAUAUAAAUCCACUGAAUCCUGAUUCUAACUUAAAAGACACAUUAUCUAUUUAAAUAGCUGCAAUAUGGUGUAUUUAAUCUUUAACAUAUUUAAGAUACCUGCACUCAAUAGAGCAUACAGCAUAUUAAAAGUCUGCGAUCCAAAUGAAGUGACUUAAGGUAGCUUUACAUCCAUGCAAAUGUUCAGUGUAUUGAAUUAACAGUCUGUGUUACUUCUCAUGUUAUCAUUGAACACUUUUCAGUGUGCAACACACAAUAGCAGACGUAAGUGGUGUGGCCUACAAAAGCUCAACUAACAAGCCAAUUGUAAGCUCUGUGUAUUGUAGCUACUGACGUGUGUAACAACAGGUGUCUUAGCUAGUUGUGUCUGCAUGUGUCAAGAUGUUUUUUUUUAAAGGAUGACUGAUGUUAAAACAGGGACUUUAGUGCCUUUCAAACAGGGGCUAUAAGUGUGUUCUCUGCUGAGCUUGGUAAAUGUUUCAGUGUUGCAUUCUUCUCUCUAAAUGGAAACAUUUAAACAAGAGCUUGUAAAAUGUUUGACAAUAUACCUCUAAUAAACAGCGCAAACAGCACAACUGU